This is a messenger RNA of Lotus japonicus, 1420 nucleotides long. RefSeq names its product vesicle-associated protein 4-2-like. The record is from RefSeq and is a predicted model, not a curated record. Gene Ontology annotation, biological process: endoplasmic reticulum membrane organization. Lineage: Eukaryota; Viridiplantae; Streptophyta; Magnoliopsida; Fabales; Fabaceae. Gene Ontology annotation, cellular component: endoplasmic reticulum membrane; plasma membrane. The transcript is spliced from 7 exons. Bases 306 to 1106 code for a protein of 266 amino acids.
AAUUGGUAGCAUUGAGAUCCGAGUUAUUCAUUCCAUGAUCCAUAAGUGUAAAUUCACUCUCCAACCCAAUCCUUCUGCUGCCAAAUUGUCUCACUCAUUAAGGUAGUAACCAGUAACCAUUAACCAACACCAUUUAGGACAACAGUUGUGAAUCAAAGGCCACAUUCAACAACCUUGGAUUCCUAUGUUUGACACAAACCCAUAAUAAUACCAUUUCUGCUACAACUGCCAAAUCUACUCCAAGCUUCAAACUUUUUGAGCAAUUCUGAUACCCUUUUGCCGGAAUUGGUGGUUCCCGGUCAGAAAUGGAGGUGGAGAGUGAAAAACCAGGGUCUGAUGUCAAGGGUUGGAGUUUUUGUAGAAUGCCUUUUUGGCAAACAAACAACCACAUUCCACCAUCAUCUUCUUCUUCCACCACAUCUUACAUGCACAAUGGCCAUCACCAAAACAUCAGUUUUCAGUCUGUUGAUAGAUCCACUCAUCAGGCUUCACCCACGGUUUCUUCCGUGGCUAAGUCUCUGCUUCCUACUAGGAGGAGGCUCCGUCUUGAUCCUUCCAACAAGCUCUACUUCCCAUAUGAACCUGGUAAGCAAGUUAGUAGUGCAAUUGCAAUUAAAAACACUUGCAAGACUCAUGUAGCUUUCAAGUUUCAAACAACUGCACCCAAGAGUUGUUAUAUGCGCCCUCCAGGUGGUAUUCUUUCUCCUGGUGAAAGUAUAAUUGCCACUGUAUUCAAGUUCGUGGAGCCACCAGAGAACAAUGAGAAGCCGCUUGAUCAGAAAAGCAAGGUUAAGUUUAAAAUCAUGAGCCUAAAAGUGCAAGGUGAAACGGACUACGUACCAGAACUGUUUGAUGAGCAAAGAGAUCAAGUAGCGGUGGAGCAAGUUCUGCGGGUUAUAUUCCUGGACCCUGAACGGCCUAGCCCUGCCAUGGAUAAGCUUAAGCGGCAGUUGGCCGAGGCUGAGGCUGCACUGGAAUCACGAAAGAAACCCCCAGAGGAGACAGGUCCUCGAGUAGCUGGGGAGGGACUUGUUAUAGAUGAAUGGAAAGAAAGAAGAGAAAGAUACCUCGCCCGGCAGCAGGUCGAAGGUGUUGAUUCAGUGUAAACUGUAAAGUAUGUCUUUCUUUCUUUCUCUCCUUUCAUGCCCUUGAGUCAAGGUCCAUAGUGUUCUCCAAUUGUGUGUUCUGAAGUUUAAUUCCUGGGACACUAGUCUGUCGAAUGUGUUGAGUGAUGUAGAGAAGUGCUCUGGGGAGUCCGGAGGCACUUAAUUUUUCCUUUCCAAUGAUGUUUGUUGUGUUAAAUGCGAGUGAAUUAAUACUAUGAUCGGCUGUACUUAAUUCUACUUUUACAUCAUCUCCUAUGACUUGUAGAUAGCUUGUUUGUUUUGAAUGAAAUUAUUGAACAGGAUUUUCACUUUCA